GGGAGUAUUUGAUUCUGUUGUACGUGUGAUACAAAGGCUGGCAGCCCAGUAAAUAAAGUCCCAUCAACGCAUGACGUAGAUUACAGUCAGCGUUCUUCUCACCGGUGCGAGGUCUGGCCCUGGAACGCACUGCUUUUUAUUUCAGUAUUUCCAGUUAAUUAAUCACGACCAAACAGGGUCCUUCCUUCUUUAUUUUUAUUUCUCACAUUUGGAAACCACACAACCUACAAAACUGACGUUCCUUCGGUGAAGGUCGCUUUUGCCUACCCCCACCCAUUGAAUAUUAUUAUUUUCGGGAAUUCAUCGUUGUCAAGCCGCCAAAGUGGAGAGUGUGAUUGCAGAAGGGGGUGCUUCUCGUUUCAGUGCUUCUUCGGGUGGGGGAGGAGGUAGGGGUGCCUCUCAGUACCAUCCCAAGACUGUCGGCAACAGCGAGUUCCUGGGGAAAGCCCCAGGAUCUAGCGUUCAGAGAUGGGUUCCUUCACGAAGCACUAGACGAGAUGCCAAUGCCUCCAACGAAAAAGAACGACAUGAUGCAAUCUUCAGGAAAGUGAGAGGCAUACUUAAUAAACUGACCCCCGAGAAGUUUGACAAGCUAUGCCUUGAGCUCCUGAAUGUGGGCGUAGAUUCAAAGCUCGUCCUAAAAGGAGUGAUCUUGCUGAUUGUUGACAAAGCCCUCGAAGAGCCCAAGUAUAGCUCGCUUUAUGCACAGCUAUGUCUGCGCUUGGCAGAGGACGCACCGAACUUUGACGGCCCAUCGCCAGAGAUCCAAACGUCACAAAAACAAAGCACCACAUUCAGGAGACUUUUGAUUUCUAAGCUUCAAGAUGAAUUUGAGAACCGCGCCAGAAAUGUUGAAAUCUACGACAAACAUGACAACCCUCUUACCUCUGAGGAAGAGGAGCAGCAUGCCAUUGCCAAGUUUAAGAUGCUGGGCAAUAUCAAAUUCAUUGGGGAACUUGGCAAACUCGAUCUUAUCCAUGAAUCUAUCCUUCAUAAGUGCAUCAAAACACUUUUGGAAAAGAAGAAGAGAGUCCAACUUAAGGAUAUGGGGGAAGAUUUGGAGUGCCUCUGUCAGAUAAUGAGAACAGUGGGGCCUAGACUCGAUCAUGAAAAGGCUAGGUCUUUAAUGGAUCAGUACUUUGGCCGUAUGAAAUCCUUAAUGAACAACAAGGACUUGCCGGCAAGGAUUCGUUUCCUGGUGCAGGAUUCAGUGGAGUUGCGAGAGAACAAUUGGGUGGCUCGCAAAGCUUUUAUCGAUAAUGGACCAAAGACGAUUAACCAGAUUCGUCAGGAAGCAGUAAAAGAUUUGGGUGUUUUUAUUCCACCAAUGGCCCAGGGAAUGAGGACUGACUUCUUUUUGGAGGGGCCUUUCAUGCCUAGGUUGAAACUUGACAGGGAAACUCUUGGAGGGUUGGCGGAUAUGUUUGGACAGAUGCCAGGGAGUGGGAUCGGCACAGGCCCUGGAGUGAUUCAGGACCGGUAUUCACCCACCAUGGGCCGUCACCGCACCAACCCACUCUUCAACGGCCACAGUGGGCACACAGCCCCUGCUACCCAGUCUCAGUUUGAGAUGGGAGGCAAGCCCUUCAUCAAAUCUAACCAGGGGCAGAAUCCAAUUUUCCAGAACCAGCAACAGCAGGCUCAGUCUAAGGACAUGGCACCGCGUUUCAUCAAGAAAGGAUCGCUCAACGCUGAUGAGGUACAACACCUGAUCAGUCUAAGGCCGGCACAGUCAUUCCUUCUCAACACAAACCAAGUGCCAAAGUUGCAGCCGCAGAUACCAACAAUGAUUCCUCCAAGUGCUCAACCUCCACGCACUCAAACGCCACCACUGGGACAGCCUCCUCUGCUUGGUCUGAAAACCAACCCUCCUCCAAUUCAGGAAAAACCUCCAAAGACCACCAAGAAACCGCCUCCUGCAAAGGAAGAGUUGCUUAAGAUGACCGAGACCAUAGUGACCGAUUACCUGAACAGCAAAAACAUUGAUGAAGCUGUGAACGGUGUAAGAGAGAUGAAGGCUCCCAAACACUUCCUGCCUGAGAUGUUGAGCAAGAUCGUGAUCUGUUCUCUUGACUGCCCAGACGAAGACAAGGAGCAUGCCAGCACCUUGAUUCACACACUCCGCACAGAGGGCCUUGUUACUGGGGAGAGCUUCAUGCGGGCUUUCCUCAGUGUUCUGGACCAGUGUCCCAAGAUCGAAGUGGACAUUCCUCUGGUGAAGUCCUACUUGGCCCAGUUUGCGGCGCGAGCCAUCAUCGCAGAGCUGGUGAGCAUGGACGAGCUAGCCCACCCUCUGGAGAAUGGCACCCACUUCCCCCUCUUCCUGCUUUGUCUGCAACAGACUGCCAAGCUGAAGGGCCGUGAGUGGCUCACUGAUCUAUUCCAGCAAAGCAAGGUCAACAUGCAGAAGAUGCUGCCUGAAAUUGACCAAAACAAGGAUCGUAUGCUGGAGAUCUUGGAGGGCAAAGGCCUGAGCUUCUUAUUCCCACUCAUGAAGCUGGAAAAGGAACUGCUGAAGCAGAUCAAAGCAGACCCCUCUCCCCAGUGCAUCUACAAGUGGAUCAAGGACAACAUCUCCCCUAAGCUCCACACCGACAAGGGCUUCGUCAACAUCCUCAUGACCAGUUUCUUGCAGUUCAUUGCCCAAGAGAUAAAUGCCAGUGAGGAAGAAGACCAGUUAUCAGCCCCCACUAAAGAACAGCUGGACCAGGAGAAGCAGCUGCUGCUGGCCUUCAAGCCAGUGAUGCAGAAGUUCCUGCAUGAUCACCAGGACCUGCAAGUCAGUGCCCUCUACGCACUGCAGGUCCACUGCAACGCUAAAACUUUCCCUAAAGGAAUGUUAUUGCGCUAUUUUGUCCACUUCUACGAUAUGGAAAUCAUUGAAGAAGAAGCCUUCCUUGCAUGGAAAGAAGACAUAACUCAAGAGUUUCCUGGGAAGGGGAAAGCAUUAUUUCAGGUGAACCAGUGGCUGACCUGGCUGGAGACUGCUGAGGAAGAGGAGUCUGAGGAGGAAGCUGACUGAAGAACCAGCCAAAAGCCUAAUGGUGCAAAAAUGCUAUUGAUAUAAUACUGCUUUUGUUUCCUUCCCAUCCCCCCCUGUCCCAAUAUGAUAUGCAUACAUAACCACUGCAACACUUCAUUCCGCUAUCAAGUUUUUGGCCAUGUUAAGUCAAUGCAUGUUGGCUUUUUUUCCCUUUUUGGCUCUUUUCUAGCGCUUAAGCGUAAUAAUGGUUUGCCAUCUGUUUUAAGAGCCCCUUUUAAGAUCAAUGGUAUCAGCUGCUUUGAAUCUAGACUUUUGUUUUUCUGCAAGACAAUUGAAUUGCAAGGGCCUUGUUCCUGCUGCUGAAUUCUAUGCUUUUAUUUUUUUGUUGUUAACCAAUUAGCAACACUGUAGAGAUGCACUUUGCUCAACGUCAUACAUGAGUCGUUGCAAUAUUCACUCAUCCCUUGAUUGUUACAAAGAAUCCUCAACUGUAAUCAUUGGUUACCAUGACAUUAAUGGUUUAUAUUUGCUUGUGUUUCUACCUCCUCAUUAUGGGCUUCAUGUGUUGGGUUUGAAUUGCUUAAUGUCUCCAUUUCAAAUGAAAACACUUAGUCUGGACUAAUGCACAAGUCUGUAAUAAAAAAAAAAAACGGUUUUACUUGCACUAUAAUAUCGUGAUUGUAAGAAUUCAAAUUCAGACCUUUUUUAAGUGCUUUUGUGGAUGUAUAGCACAUCACCUGGGAGAGAUGAAAUGAUGCGGCCUUGUUAAUUUAUCAACCCUCGUUGCUGUGUACCUCCCUCUGUAUCUGUCAAACAUUGUGAUACUUGAAUUUUCUUUACAGGGAACAACCAAACAAUGGGUGAGUUGGUUUUGCAUGGCUCGGUGCCCCAGGUGGGUGGCGAUUUCACUUAAGGACCAAUGGAAUGGUCUAAACAUUUGCAAACUAACCCACCUGGGGCAUCGGGCCAUGCAAAAUGAACUCACACAUGGUCUGUUCUCAUGCAACAAUUUUCAAACUACACAAGUGCAACAUGUUUUUAAUUGGUGAAUAAAGUUAACAUGAGAAAUGAUUUUGAUUUUGUUACACUUUAACUCUGCCCCCCCUCGUGAAAAAUUGAAGCCUGUUUGCCAUAAUGUCUGAUCCAGAUAUUUAUUGAUAGUUUUUAUCAUGAUUAAAAAAAUGAUCAUCUCAACUUAUUAUGAUCUAAUGAAAUCACGAGGUAUACAUCUGUACAGUAUAACUUUCUAUAAGUGUUACUGUAAGGUUCUGUAACUGCUAAGAAUGUUCGUGUACCACUAUUGCUUAACUUUCAAAUAAAGUUAAACACUGAGUUCA
Molecule: messenger RNA, 4320 nt
Organism: Salmo salar (Atlantic salmon)
Lineage: Eukaryota; Metazoa; Chordata; Actinopteri; Salmoniformes; Salmonidae
Source: RefSeq, a predicted model, not a curated record